Messenger RNA from Cladocopium goreaui, 1029 nucleotides. NCBI's taxonomy places the organism in Eukaryota, Dinophyceae, Suessiales, Symbiodiniaceae. The record is from the annotation of a GenBank genome assembly.
AUGACGCUGGCUCUUGAAGAUGACAGAAUCGAUUUGGCUAUGGCUAUGUUGAUUCAAUUCGAUGGCUAUUUGAGACCAUCCGAGUGCCUUUCCUUGACCACCGAUCAUGUAUGUUGGCCACAGGGCCGUCGCUAUUUGCACUGGGCUUUGAUCAUUGCUCCAUCCACUUUGCAGCAGACUACCAAGACGGGUCAGUCAGAUGACUCAAUCCUUUUAGGGGAUCGACCUCACAAUGGCUGGAUUAAAGAAUGUAUGAGACUUUUCAUGAAGACUGUGAAAUAUGAGCUGUUUCCUGGCCUGACCUUGUCUGGAUAUGAAACUUGGUGUCGUCAAGCCUGUUUGCGGUUGUCCUACAAGUGUUCAUGUGUCAUGCCUCAUAUCAUUCGACAUGCAGCUGCCAGCAAUGACAUGUAUCAUAGCAGGCGUUCCUUGGUGGAGAUUCAGAAACGUGGCCGAUGGGCUGCCAAACGAAGCGAUGGAGUGGUGCUGCGCGACUCAGAGGACCAGCUGCAGGCAUUUGUGGCAUUGGGCGGCGUGGAGAGGCGCUACCAACUCACCGCGCAGGAGAAGAUGAAUGAACAAGGGGAGCACCGCUUCUCUGUCAAGAGCAUGUCCCACGAGAGGACCCACUGGUACUGUGAGGGAUGCGAGAAGUGGUUGGAUUCUGCAGGGUCGCAAUACAGCAACAGCAUGGCCAAAUCCGCCAUUCAUCUGCACCACUGCCAUCAGUUGGAUCGUAAUCGCGCGGCUGGUGCUAUGGCCGGCCAAGCCCCUCUACCGGUCACAUCGAAGCCGAAAGUCUUCGAUGUGGUGAAGGGCCAGAACCUGGGCUGUCGGCUGAAGGUGAGCGCCACCGCGCCAAACGCUCCCAGGCGUCUACUGCAAGUCUACUGCCCCAUCCUUUCAGUGCUGCAGGUCUCGGAGUACGCUGCUGGCAUCUCGUCGGAUCGGUUGAAGGCCUUUGUGCGUGUGAUUCGCGCGGAUGACGAGGCGCAAGCUGAGCAAGAUAUGGCGCAGGUUUUCAUCUAA